AUUGACUAUUAUGCUUCCACAGUUAUUAUUCCCCUAUAUAAACACACUCGUACCUUCCCCUCAACGCAUUCAAACCAAAAUACAAACACCUUUGUUUUCUCUCUUCAACACUAUUCAUUCCAACAAUAUCAAAUUAGGGUUUCAUUUAACCAGUGAUGGGAAAUUACGUUUCAUGCACCUUAGCACCACCAUUGAUGAGGAACACGAAAGCUACGAGAGUUAUCUUUCCAACCGGAGAAGUGAAACAAUUUAGAGAAAUAAUGAAAGCUGCGGAACUUAUGUUAGAGAAUCCAAACUAUUUCUUAGUCAAUUCUCGUUCUCUUCAUAUCUCUACAAGAUUCUCUCCUCUCGCUGCAGAUGAAGAAUUAGAAUUCGGAAGUGUUUACAUAUUCUUUCCAAUGAGAAGACUCAACUCUGUUGUUACGGGGGCUGACAUGGCGGUGCUCUUUUUAGCGGCAAAUUCUGCGGCGAAAAGGUUACGUGCCAGAAAGACACGUGUCCAACCGGAUGAGAAUUCGGAAGCAAAGGAGAGUGGUGUUGAGAAUGAUGAAAAGGAGUGUGUUCCGAGGUUGAGUUUGGAAGGAGUGGAAUCGGGAUUUAGUUAUAGGUUAAGUUAUUGUAGAUCAAAGAAACCUUUUCUGGAAACUAUAAACGAAGAACCAAUUAGGUCAAGAUGAAGGAGUUAAUUCAUUGGCAGGAGCAGGAAUGAAAAUCACGCGCCAAAACCAAAGGUAGAUAAAAAGUUCAAUGCUAUAAGGAAAACAAGACAGAACCCAGUCACCAUAGGGACCAAAACACAACGGAAAAUGAGAGAUUGGUUGCUAAGCAAAAUGGUCGUUGGGCAGAGGCAAUGUUACAAAAGAUUUUAUUUUUAUUAAAUCUUGCAUCUGCUCUGUAUAAUUCUGCGCUAUUAAAUUUCAAUCACUUUGCUAGGUUGUUGGGCAAAGAGACAGAGUGAGGGAGGACUCAUUUAGUGUUAAAUGAUAUGGAUUUUAUGGAAGGGUCCUAAUGAAAAGGUUUUUAGAAACAUAAAUGGAUCGACAGAUGAAUGGCUAGAUGAAAUAAAAAUGUUGGUUUGUAAAUUGUAAGAGAUCAUUUGUAUCUUCUGUGUACAAGAUUGUAGAUAUUACAACAUGUUAAAAUCUGUUGUGGAGUAAUCGGAGGAUAUAUAUAGUAAUUAUAUAAGGUGUUCUUUUGAUGUUUCGACUCUUCAGCAUGUAUAUAGUAAUAUGAGUUUGAACUUUGAAGUACAUUAUCUUAUGAAGCAGUUAAGGUGUGACAGUUUGAAAAAAGGUGUAGCGUCUCAGUCUAGGAUAGGGUGGUGUUUGUGGCAGCAAUUUAGGAGUGUUCUAACAAGGUGUUUUUAGGCUUCAUCUUGCAGGUGUAAUUUGGUUGACAGGAGUUUUCUGAUUUUGUUGUUUGCGCCAUGUUUUUCUGUUAUUGGCAUCUUGAAACAUUGUGUUUCGUUCUUUGGCAUGUAUUAUAUCUGAGUUCUAAUGUAUGCAUUUUGCUUUUUAAAAAAAAAACUUUUUAUCAAGCAUUAUAAAUGCAACCCUCUAAUUAUUUUGGAAGUAAUAAAAAAUACUUAAUUAGAAUUGCAAAUCAAAUCUACUAUAUAAUUCACUCUAAUAUAUUAUGGUAUCAGCAACUAGUUUGAUCCAUGGAAGAUCUCACUCCACCUCUGUCAGAUCACCACCACGUCUAUUACAGAAUGGGGUUUCCCAUCCCAGAAGCAGAAUUCUCAGCCUGUUACUGAAUUUCGUUUCUCACUUCAAUUUUCUCUAAAAGUCUCAGAGAAAUUAACUGAUGGUAACUUUAAUCUAUGGCGUCAACAAGUAUAGCAAUGUCAAUACACACAAUCUCACUAAAAGCAUUAUAUGUCCAAGAAUUCGUGUGAAAUUAUUGAGCGAUACAGAUC
Messenger RNA from Vicia villosa (hairy vetch), 1918 nucleotides. RefSeq lists its product as uncharacterized. Lineage: Eukaryota; Viridiplantae; Streptophyta; Magnoliopsida; Fabales; Fabaceae. The transcript has a single exon. The record is from RefSeq and is a predicted model, not a curated record. The coding region runs from base 156 to 677 and encodes 173 amino acids.